UUUCCAGGUCAAAUAACUCCGGAGAUGCUGCCAAUAUUUUUAGCACCUCUUGAAAAUCAUACGGUAACUCAAGGGCGUGAUGUGUUCUUCACAUGUGUUGUCAAUCAUUUGCAUUCUUACAAGGUUGCGUGGAUAAAAUCAGACUCGCGAGCAAUUCUAGCCAUUCAUACUCACAUGGUAACACACAACCCCAGACUAUCAGUAACGCACAAUGGCCACGACACUUGGAAACUACACAUCGCAAAUGUCCAGAAAAAUGACUCCGGUACUUACAUGUGUCAAGUUAAUACUGAUCCGAUGCGCAGUCAAAUGGGAUACAUGGUGGUGCAAAUACCUCCGGAUAUAAUGGACGACGAUUCAACAGACGGGUACGUGACUGGAGAACGAGGAAAUAUAAAAUUGCGGUGUGUGGCUAUGGGUAUUCCGCAACCGACAGUUACGUGGCGACGAGAAGAUGGCAGAAACAUAACUCUUAGAGAAGAGGGUCGAGAAAAAGUUUCCGUAAAAAGCCUAGAAAGUGAAACUUUAAAUCUAACUGGAAUCAUGAGGAACGAAAUGGGAAAUUAUCUAUGCAUAGCAAGUAACGGCGUUCCACCAACAAUAAGCAAGCGUUACAACGUACAAGUACACUUUCAGCCAACAACAAAAGUAACAAAUCAAUUAGUCGGGGCGCCGAUUAAUCGAAAUGUCACAUUGGAAUGUACCGUUGAAGCUUCGCCGCGCGCUAUGAAUACUUGGUACCGUGAUAAAGGUGAGAAAUUACUGCCGAGUUUCAAAUACACAAUGUCGGAGUCGGCGUUGAACGAGUACACGUGGCAGAUGAAUUUGACGAUACACAAUUUGGAGAAAAAGGACUUUGGAGGGUACGUGUGUGCCGCGGUUAACGCUCUAGGACACUCUGAAUCCUCAGUAAGGUUGCAAGAACUAGAACUGGCGACAGAAACAACCCCAGGCCCAAUCUCGCGAAACACAGACGCAAAAGUGCGUAAAAAACCUUACAGCAAGCAAAAACCAAACCGGCGACCCAACAACAGUCACGACGACUGGGACAAUAACAAUCUAAGCGAUAAUAACAAUAAAAAUAAUUACAAUAACAUUAACGAGGAGUAUGGCACAACCCAGAUGAUGGGCGGUAGCACUCAAGUGCAUCGCACUGAGAGACCGCUUGCUUCUCCGUCUCCUCCUUGGAAGAUUCUCAACAACACUCCAAGAUUAUCGUCCUGCAAAUCCACGACUCUAUUAUUUCUUUUUAUGACUUUCGCAAUCCACUAG
Messenger RNA from Cotesia congregata, 1272 nucleotides. Lineage: Eukaryota; Metazoa; Arthropoda; Insecta; Hymenoptera; Braconidae. The record is from the annotation of a GenBank genome assembly.